Oenanthe melanoleuca is the source of this 2255-nucleotide messenger RNA. It is a transcript of the gene RRAS2, whose product is annotated as RAS related 2. Gene Ontology annotation, biological process: signal transduction. NCBI's taxonomy places the organism in Eukaryota, Metazoa, Chordata, Aves, Passeriformes, Muscicapidae. Gene Ontology annotation, cellular component: plasma membrane. The transcript has 6 exons. Gene Ontology annotation, molecular function: GTP binding; GTPase activity; GDP binding. Bases 259 to 870 code for a protein of 203 amino acids. The record is from RefSeq and is a predicted model, not a curated record.
CGCCCCGGCGGCCAUUAGUGCCGCGGCGCCCUGGCUGCGGGGGCGGGCGGUGCUGCGCUCCGCUCCGCUCGGCUCCGCUCGGCGCUGCCGCACCGCACGGCGGGGCGGGCGCUGCUGCUGCUGCUGCUGCUGCUGCUGCUCGGCCCGCGGCUGCUCAGCCCCGGCGGCACAAGGCGGAGCGGGAGGAGAGCGCCGGCGAGAGAGGCAGGCGUGGGACCCCGCGGCGGCGCUGCCGCGAUCGCCCCGCUCGGCUCCCCCAUGGCCGCGGGCUGCAGGGACGGCCCGGGGCAGGAGAAGUACCGGCUGGUGGUGGUGGGCGGCGGCGGCGUGGGCAAGUCGGCGCUCACCAUCCAGUUCAUCCAGUCCUACUUUGUCACGGAUUAUGACCCCACCAUUGAGGACUCCUACACCAAGCAAUGUGUGAUAGACGACAGAGCUGCACGCUUGGACAUUCUGGAUACAGCAGGACAAGAAGAAUUUGGAGCCAUGCGUGAGCAGUACAUGAGGACAGGGGAGGGUUUUCUGCUCGUUUUCUCAGUCACAGAUAGAGGAAGCUUUGAAGAAAUCUACAAGUUUCAGCGGCAGAUUCUUCGAGUGAAAGAUCGCGAUGAGUUUCCAAUGAUUCUCGUUGGUAAUAAAGCAGAUCUGGACCACCAAAGACAGGUGACACAAGAGGAAGGCCAGCAGCUGGCACGACAACUUAAAGUAGUAUACAUGGAAGCCUCAGCAAAAAUCAGAUUGAAUGUAGACCAAGCUUUUCAUGAACUUGUCAGAGUUAUAAGGAAAUUUCAGGAACAAGAGUGCCCUCCUUCACCAGAGCCAACACGGAAAGAAAAAGACAAGAAAGGCUGCCAUUGUGUUAUUUUCUGAGAAUCCCAAGAACCAAGCUAUCAACUGCCAGAUCAUUUUUUUUUUUUUCUUUCCAUCAUUUUACAUCACUUCUGGUAUUGGUCUAGCCUUACAUGUGCAUGUCCUAAAAGUGGUCACCAGAAUAGCCUUAGUCCAAGAAGCUGGCAGAAUAGUUCUUGAAGAAGACUCGGUCAUCCUGGGGCAGACUUCAAACCAAAACACUAAGGCUGCUUCUCUAAUACCACAGUUCCUUCCUUCUGUCCCUUCAGAGCUUGCACCUUGUGGAGUUUUAUUCGCAAAGGAGAUGAAACAAAACCGUGUAGGACGAGGUGUUGAAGUCAUGCAUAAGUUGUCUCUUGUGAAUUAAUUUAUUUUUACUUCUGACAUUUCAUUAGCUAUUACAGAGACCUAUAUUGGAGUAUAGAGAAUACUUUUUAAAAAAAGGGGUGGAUUGGCUUUUUGUUUUUUUUUGUUUCUGCCCUCAGUUAAAUUAGACUUGAGUAUUCAGCUAGCCUUAAGAAACCUACACUGAAUUUCAUUGUCAGCAAAAAUUUUCAUCUCUCAUUUAUGCUGCAGUUUUAUUUCGGUGGCCAAAACAUUCUACUGUAUUUAUUUUUUGAAUCCAGAACAGCUACAGGAUGAUUACUACUACUAUUAGGAUAUGGCCAAAUACCUGAGCUCAUUCUGGAUUGAGGCAUUUUCAGCUUAUUAAGAAAUUUCACAUUAUGUUUGGAAACAAAUUGUGUCUUCCUUUGUAUUUCUGGGUAAGGGAUUAAGGAAAACUAAAAUUGUAGCUGUUUUUGUUUCAUGUGAUAUAAAAACGAAUUUGAUCUUUCCAUUGUCAGAGAUGAUUAAAUGUUUUUGCUAUAUACUUUUAUACAUUAUUUUCUUAUCAAACUAGUUAACAAGUAUUUUUAUAUGUUUGUAAGCAAAUAUGCUUUCACAGCAUAACUUGUGUAUAUGUAAAGAUGAGUAUUUAAUUCUCACAGUUCACUUUUAACUGACAAAAUGUGGGAUUUGCCAAACUGUGGUAAAUUUCUCCUUACUCUCCUGGUUAUACCCAAGAAUGGCCAAUUAUGUGCCUGCCCAGCACACCUAUAGAGUAAAAUCUAGUGUUGUGUUUUAAUGAAUUUCAGUAUCCCUUACUAAAGACUGACCAUUAUGUGAAUUAUUAAACUGUAAGACUUUUAACUGAUUGUUUAGUUAAACUGUGGAUGGUUGUUUAAUUUUGAGUUCUGUGGAUUGUGUUUAAACAAUUCAAGAGUAUGGUCCCUGAUAUUGAAAUACUGAGUGGUAUUGCACAGUUGUCACCUUAACUGAAUGUGUCCAACAGUUCUUUGAAACUUGAUUAUUAAGCAAACCCUUGUAUAACUUCAGGUGCUAGAAUUAAAGAUGAUCUAACCAUU